UCGGAAUGGGGAAAAAAUGUGGCAAAGGUUAUAAAUAAAUGACCAAGAUUUGUUUCGUUAUCAUCAGUCGGCGCCGUGAAAGUAAACCAACAACGAACAGGGAAAAGAAAAAGUCUCAAAUCUCUUCGCCUGCUAACAUUGAACUUGUUUCUAAUUACAAUGCGGACGUGCGAGAAGACAACCCUCUGGCUGCUGUCCAUCCUAAUCUCAUGCAAUUGUUUACCGAGCAACUACGAUUUCAAAGUAACACCAGAACAACCCGAAUAUUUCUGCUGCAGGACAACCAGGACUAUAGUUUCAGCUACGGCGUCAAGGAUCUGCAUACCGGGGAUGUUAAGCAUCAAUGGGAGAAGAAGGAUGGUGAUGUCGUGCACGGACAUUACACUCUUCUCGAAGCCGAUGGAUCGGUGAGGACGGUGGAUUACACGGCGGACGAGAAGAGCGGCUUCAACGCUGUCGUCAAGCAUAAAGGACCCUCGUAUCAUCCCAGUCCGAAACAAGCGUCCAGUCACAACGAGGUGUCUUUAAAAGUCGAAGAGACACCUGCUAAUAUCGAGCAUUACAAAACUGUGACGAAAACUAUCAAAACGGAACCGGAUUACAACGAUGUUUACAAGCCUUCCUACAUUUUAGUUCAAGAAGAUUCUGAUAAGGAAAUAGGGGAACCACCGCACGAGGAAAUCGUGUCCACUUACUCCAAUCACAAAUCAGUUUACACGCACAAACCUAUACAAAAAAUCCAAACGAUUCCCGUCGAUUUAUCCCUUCUAAAGCCGUUGAAGCAAAGACCGGUCGUCAUCGAUCUGAGAAACGUCACUCAGAAUUACCAGGAGCACCAGGACGUGCACCAAGCGGAGGAAACUAAUGAAGAAGGAGAAUCAGCCAACAUCGAAUUUUCCUAUCCCGAACCGAACAUCGAGACUGGAUUCAAACCUCUCCAAUACACACCAUCAACUAACAACAAUUACCAACAACAAUUCGUAAUCCCCAAUACUUACCUGUCCAAUAAGAAGCCGAUGACCACGCCCGGUCUGCAGAACUACGCGAGCGACAUCAUCAACGGAAGACCCAAAUUUCCAGUUUAUCGAGUGCAACCGAAACCGGGGCCGAUUCAAUUCCCGAGAUUGACGGAAUAUCGUAAGCAAAACAGGAAGGAAAGGCCGCACACCAAGAACGUCAUCAAGUAUACGAAACACUUCCCAUACUGAGAGCAACAAUCUUUCUUUUUAAUUAUUUAUUUA
Messenger RNA from Nicrophorus vespilloides, 1241 nucleotides. RefSeq lists its product as uncharacterized. The coding region runs from base 39 to 1208 and encodes 389 amino acids. The record is from RefSeq and is a predicted model, not a curated record. The transcript is spliced from 3 exons. Lineage: Eukaryota; Metazoa; Arthropoda; Insecta; Coleoptera; Silphidae. Gene Ontology annotation, cellular component: extracellular matrix.